Molecule: messenger RNA, 1461 nt
Organism: Loxodonta africana (African savanna elephant)
Lineage: Eukaryota; Metazoa; Chordata; Mammalia; Proboscidea; Elephantidae
Gene: SERPINB7
Product: serpin family B member 7
Exons: 7
Coding region: 232-1461 (409 amino acids)
Biological process (GO): negative regulation of endopeptidase activity
Molecular function (GO): serine-type endopeptidase inhibitor activity
Source: RefSeq, a predicted model, not a curated record
GAUGCCCUAGACGUGAAUAGGACAGCACAGGUGGAAACAGGGCACUAAAGAACAUCAAUGUGCAAAAAAAUGAGUGCAUCGUAGUAUCAUUGCCAGCAAAGAUAGUGCUAGGUUGUUGGUAACAAGGAUGCUGGACCAAAAAAAAAUUUUUUUCCCAUAGUAUCUUUUGUUCCAAGUUACCCUAUGAUUAAAUGUAAGGCUGAAGAAUUGAAGCUUGGAGUUUAAAAAUAAAUGAGUAUGAAAACCAUAACAUUCAUAGGAAAUGCAUUCAGGACUAACAGUGUUUCCGUUGUUCUUCAGGCUGUCCUCUGUUUCACAAUGGCCUCCCUUGCUGCAGCCAAUGCAGACUUUUGCUUCAACCUGUUCAGAGAGUUGGACAACAAUCAAGGGAAUGGAAAUGUGUUCUUCUCCUCUCUGAGCCUCUUCACUGCCCUGGCCCUGGUCCGUCUGGGGGCCCGAGGGGACUGUGCAGCUCAGAUUGAUAAGAUGCUUCACUUUAACACCGUCCCAGGAUGUGGAAAAGCUUCUCAUGCCCAGCCAAGACUCCAAUCUCAACUGGAAAGAGUUCUCUCUGAUAUAAACGCACCCCACAAGGAUUACCAGCUCCACAUUGCAAAUGGUGUUUUUGCAGAAAAAGUGUUUGACAUUCAUAAGAACUACACUGAAUGUGCUGAAAAAUUAUACAAUGCCAAAGUGGAACGAGUUGACUUUACAAAUGACGUAGAAGACACCAUGUAUAAAAUUAAUAAAUGGAUUGAAAAUCAGACACGUGGCAAAAUCAAGAACAUCUUGCCUGAAGGUAGCAUAAGCUCGUCUGCUGUGAUGGUGCUGGUGAAUGCUGUAUUCUUCAAAGGCAAGUGGGAAUCAGCAUUCACCAAGAGCAAAACCCUCAACGGUUAUUUUAAAUCUCCCAAGUGUUUUGGGAAAGAAGUUACCAUGAUGCAUCAAGAACGGAGGUUCAAUUUUUCUGCCAUUAAGGACCCACGCAUGCAGGUCCUUGAGCUCAGAUAUCAUGGUGGCAUAAGCAUGUACAUCCUGCUGCCUGAGAGUGACAUAUCCCAAAUUGAAAACAAAAUGACCUAUCGGAAUCUAAUGGACUGGACCAGCCCAAGAAAAAUGAGCUCUCAGUAUGUCGAGGUGUUUCUUCCACAGUUCAAGAUAGAAAAAAAUUAUGAAAUCAAACACUAUUUAAGAGCUCUAGGACUGACAGAUAUCUUUGAUGAAUCCAGAGCAGAUCUCUCUGGCAUAGCCUCAGGUGGUCGUCUGUAUUUGUCAAAGUUGAUGCACAAGUCUUACAUAGAGGUCACAGAGGAGGGCACCGAGGCGGCAGCCACCACGGGAACUAACAUUGUAGAGAAGCAACUCCCUGAGUCUGUGGUGUUCAGAGCAGAUCACCCAUUCUUGUUUUUCAUCAGGAAGGAUGACAUCACCCUGUUUAGUGGCAAAGUCUCUUGCCCUUGA